CAUACCUCGCGUUCGUAAAACGGAGGCUUAUCGGUGAUCGAUCGAUCGCCCGCGUGCGACAGACGAUUCGCCGCGACGCGAAUACGCGGAACAAUCGGCGAUCGGCGACGGCGACACAUCGUCGAGGGAGUAGCGCACGAUUGUCAGCCCCGCGAGGGCGAAUCCUGCCUAUCGUCAUCCUCGAAAUCAGUCACCUUUCUUCGCUCGCCGCCUCGCCAGGGAAAAGCUGCGAGUUGAGUGUGACAGCCGGAGUCGCGGAGUCGCUGGCGAUCGCCACGCGAAGGACGUGAAUCGUUUCGCUUCGUCGGACCGUGGGGUGGUGAAACGUAUCGCGUAUACGCUAUAUACACGUUCUUCCCUCCCGCCCUCUUCCCGUCCUCCCAACGCCUCCGCCUCCGCCUCCACCUCCGCGAUACGAUCCGCGGAGCGACCUCGUAUCCGUAGUCGCGUGUGUGUGAUAGUGGCAAGCAAAAGGUCGCGCGCGCUGCGUUGCGUAUUUGGGAGGAUUCCAAGUGGUCCAGCAGUGUGUAUCCCCGCCGAGUGGAUCGAAAUUAUGUUCGCCAGGGGAUAGCCCGCGAACGAGACGCGCACACGACAAGCGAGAGUGGUAUUCGGGGCGAGCGAGCGAGCGAUCGAACGCGGGGGAGACAGCUAGAAAGGAGACAGUUUCGCAACGAGCAGCGCUUCGCGUAGAAGCGUCGCGACGACAAUGACAACGCGCGUCGCCGAGUGAGCUUGGCUCCCCGACAACCAAGAGGAUGCCACGGAGACAGGGUCGCUGCCGAAUCGUACCGGGGCGACACGGCAUCAGUGGGAUCUAGAGAGACGUUUCCUGAGGAGAGCGAGUGAAGCAAUCGGAGGACGAGGGAGAACCGAGAACGAGAUUAUACACAUGCCUUGAGUCCGAGAAAAAUAGAUCGAGGCAUGAUAUAGAAGGUGGGAAACUAAACAAGAAAAAGAGUAAAAGUAAGAGAGAGAGAACAGCGGAAGGAAGAUAGCGAAGAGCAAAAGACAGAACGAGGAGGAAGUUGUUAACGUGACAAGAAGGAUCACAGUCUUUCGAUUUCCGAAGUUCCUCUCCGUGGGUGUUUUUACGCGUGCGGCCGUGGAUCGAUAGUUUGUCCUGCACUCUCGUGCCGAACGGGAAUUGAAGUUACGACGGCGAGUUAGACUACGUGGAGGACGCGAACGGUCCUCUUUCGUUCGACAACAACGACACCCUCGAGCCGCGAGUAACGAGGCCCGUGGGAGACGAGGAGGAAGUUUCCAAAGGGGCCUAGCUGGUGGGUGCUGAUUAUCGCGACAGUCUUCAACGUCGCGAAGACGCUCGGCGAUCGCAAGUUUCCGCGGUGAUUUAUGGGGGAUUACAGCGCGACGAGCCUUUUCUCGCGUACCCUGACCAACCCGAAACCUAGCACGACCACAAGCAACAUCAGCAGCGCCGCCGUCACCAUAACGACAUCCACGAUGCAGGACGAUCUACUGAUCGAGAAGCAAACCACCGGCAAGCCCGCUCCGCUCUCGCCGAGCGGUGGUCUCGACACCGUGGCUGGACAGGACAAGUCGAAGGACGUGAUCGAGGCGGAGAACAUCGCCAUCACUCCGACGACGCCCUCGUCGAUAGAGAAAGACAUCACAUGUAGCACGACAUCGGCUUUGCAGGGCUUCGCUGAUCCCGGUGGCCGGGUGCCUAGCCUCUGGUCCGCGCCCGAUGACGGCGGUCUGCACACCACGUUACCAGUCAAUGGUUCGAUCGCUGCCUUUCAGAAUUUCCCAGCCGGUGGACCCGCGGGCCUUUUCGCCAGCACCGGUGCCGCCGCCGCGGUUUCGACCGGCACACGACGUGCCAUCACGGCUAGUCACAACUUUCCGCAGCAGCAACAACAACAGCACGGUAACGCGGGUGCGCCCACCGGCACCAGACACGCUGCCGCAGUCGCCAGCCCGGGCCUAUCUCCCUGGAACCGCGGUAGAUCCGUACCUAAUCUACCACCGCUGCACUCGUCUUUGCACGCCGCCGCAGCGGUUGCGGCCGCAGCCGGUCUGCAGGGUCGCAAGCCGAGUCCGACGUUCCCGGGCCAUCCGGGCCCGGCAGCGGCACAUCCCUCCUGCAUCAGCCCGGUCAAGUUCCGUCGGAGCACGUCGUAUCCCGGUAAGGGCAACAUAUAUCCACCUCAACCAGCACCAACCUUCGAGGUAACCGCUGCCGAGGAGAGGGACCUGCUGCAGCUGCCACCGUUUCAGCAAGAUCGUAUGACGGCUAAUGGAAACUCACCGUUAGACAACAUGAGGACUUUGGAACACUAUCUGAGCGACAUCAUGCGAGCCGGUGCAGCGGACACCCCAGAACAUCUGAAAGGAUUCAUAAACUGCAACACCGCCAACACGUUGCAGUCGCUCGCGCAGCUACAUGGUAAAUCUCCGUUCUUCCCGAGUCUCGAUGAGCAAGGGUUGGAGGAUCCGAAUGCGCCGAGCCAGUUGGACGGUGUCGGCGUUGGCGUCGGGGUAGGCGUCGGCGUUGGCGUGGGUGGCGGUAUAACGGCGUCCCAAGCGGCGCCGCUCUCAUCGCCGAGUCGAAGCAGUCCGCACAGCCAGGGCAGCGAAACCGGCGAGCGUUUCUCGAGGAAAGUCUUCGUCGGCGGAUUACCGCCUGAUAUCGAUGAAGAUGAGAUCACAGCCAGUUUCCGCCGUUUUGGUCCGCUUGUUGUGGACUGGCCACACAAGGCAGAAAGCAAAUCCUACUUUCCUCCGAAAGGUUACGCAUUUCUGCUGUUCCAGGACGAGGGUUCGGUGCAACAGCUGAUAGAUGCCUGCAUUCAAGACGAGGACAAGCUUUACCUUUGCGUAAGCUCGCCCACGAUCAAGGACAAGCCUGUGCAGAUCCGACCUUGGCGGCUCAGUGACGCCGACUUUGUGCUGGACGCCUCCAUGCCGCUUGAUCCGCGAAAGACGGUCUUUGUCGGCGGGGUGCCGCGACCGCUCAAGGCAGUCGAGCUCGCGAUGAUCAUGGACCGGCUUUAUGGUGGGGUUUGUUAUGCUGGCAUCGACACCGAUCCUGAGCUCAAGUAUCCCAAAGGUGCCGGCAGGGUCGCCUUCAGUAAUCAGCAAAGCUACAUAGCUGCCAUCUCAGCCAGAUUCGUACAGCUGCAGCACGGCGAUAUUGACAAAAGGGUUGAAGUCAAACCAUAUGUUCUGGACGAUCAGAUGUGUGACGAAUGUCAAGGCCAGCGUUGCGGAGGCAAAUUCGCACCGUUCUUCUGCGCCAACGUCACCUGCCUACAGUACUACUGCGAGCAUUGCUGGGCAACUAUUCACUCCCGGCCAGGUCGGGAGUUCCACAAGCCGCUGGUGAAGGAGGGCGCGGAUCGGCCUCGGGCCGUGCCUUUCCGUUGGUGUUAACCCCAGCUGCGUUGUCCCUAAUUAUCUCGCAGCCCUAGCUAAUUAACUACCACCUCUACCAAUAUCUCCCCACCCUCCCCUCACGUGCCCCAACCAACCCUCACUUCCCUCCGCCUCCAAUCUUACUUACUUACUUACCUACAACAAGAACACAGCCUCAAAACUGCUAUUACUACUACUACUAUUACUACCACCACUCGAUCGUUACGUACUACCACUACUCUACUCUACUACCACUAUUAUUACUAUUACUACUACUACCACUACUAUUC
This is a messenger RNA of Mycetomoellerius zeteki, 3671 nucleotides long. RefSeq names its product cytoplasmic polyadenylation element-binding protein orb2 (gene orb2). The record is from RefSeq and is a predicted model, not a curated record. Gene Ontology annotation, molecular function: ribosome binding; mRNA regulatory element binding translation repressor activity; mRNA 3'-UTR binding. Gene Ontology annotation, biological process: negative regulation of cytoplasmic translation. The transcript has 9 exons. The coding region runs from base 1357 to 3399 and encodes 680 amino acids. Gene Ontology annotation, cellular component: neuron projection; synapse; nucleus. NCBI's taxonomy places the organism in Eukaryota, Metazoa, Arthropoda, Insecta, Hymenoptera, Formicidae.